Anarrhichthys ocellatus (wolf-eel) is the source of this 8940-nucleotide messenger RNA. It is a transcript of the gene myo9aa, whose product is annotated as myosin IXAa. Bases 494 to 8665 code for a protein of 2723 amino acids. The transcript has 46 exons. Gene Ontology annotation, molecular function: GTPase activator activity; microfilament motor activity; actin filament binding. NCBI's taxonomy places the organism in Eukaryota, Metazoa, Chordata, Actinopteri, Perciformes, Anarhichadidae. Gene Ontology annotation, biological process: intracellular signal transduction; establishment of epithelial cell apical/basal polarity. The record is from RefSeq and is a predicted model, not a curated record. Gene Ontology annotation, cellular component: myosin complex; actin filament; axonal growth cone.
UCUCCGUCUCCCUCCCUCCCGGUCCUCCCUCUCUAUUCUCUCCCCCCGCCCAGGAGCAGCGUGACCGCGCUCUGCAGCGCGUCCCCGGAGCCGCGGCACUGAUUAGCAAGGCAAAGUGGAGUUUUCAGCGACCGUCAGCGAGCUGCGAAGAAGGACUGCUCUUUUAAUGACAUUCACAACAACCGCGAACACGCACAGAUAAUAACAACAAAAAUUUCGGACUUGAAUUUCGAGGAGUUGUUCGGAGGCGAGCAGCGGGAGAAGAGAAGGAAAACAAAUAAAUUCAUUGGGAAUGCAGAGAAUUAAAUAGAGACGUAGGUAUUUGUGGCUCUGCAAACCCAAACCCAGAGCAGACGGGAAACAACUUGAGUCCCACUUACAAUUGACUUCAGCGGUCACGUCUGGAGUGGUAAUGUCUUGAAUUGAUGGCCUCUCCAGCUCAGUAAAGGACGUGCCAGUGCCGGCUGCUGCUAAUGGGAACUCCUGCUCCGCCAUGAGUGUUCGUGAUGGCGUUGGUGGCGUCUAUGGCAUGGGCACCCUGGGCCGGCGGUCGCGCUUCGAGAACUCUGAGUUCACUUUGCGCAUCUACCCAGGCGCCCUGGCCGAGGGCACCAUCUACUGCCCGAUCAGCGCCCGCAAGACCACCACAGCCGCCGAGGCCAUCGAACGCGUCAUUGAACGCCUGCAGCUGGACCGCACCAAGUGUUAUGUUCUGGCUGAGGUGAAGGAGUUCGGUGGGGAAGAAUGGGUGCUGAACCCCUGCGACUGUCCCGUGCAGAGGAUGAUGCUCUGGCCCCGCGUGGCGUUAGAGCACCGCCCGCAGUCCGGCGGCGAGGAUUACCGCUUCCUCCUCAGGCAGAAGAACCUGGACGGCUCGAUUCACUAUGGGGGCAGCCUACAGAUGUGGCUUCAGGUCACUGAGGAGCGCCGACGCAUGGUGGAGCGCGGACUGCUGCCACAGCCUGAUUCUCAGGGGGACCACGCAGAUCUGUGCCACCUGCCGGAGCUCAACGAGCGCUCGCUGCUGGACAACCUGCGCUCACGCUUCCGGCAGGAAAAGAUCUACACGUAUGUCGGAAGCAUCCUCAUCGUCAUUAACCCCUUCAAGUUCCUGCCCAUCUACAACCCCAAGUAUGUGAAGAUGUACGAUAAUCACGCACUGGGCAAUUUGGAGCCACAUAUUUACGCCGUGGCGGACGUGGCGUACCACGCCAUGCUGCAGAGAGAGAGAAAUCAGUGCAUUGUUAUAUCUGGGGAGAGCGGCUCUGGGAAGACGCAAAGCACGAACUUUCUCAUUCAUCACCUGACCGCUCUCAGCCAGAAGGGAUUUGCCAGUGGAGUGGAGCAGAUCAUCUUGGGGGCCGGGCCAGUGCUAGAGGCAUUUGGGAACGCAAAGACAGCCCACAAUAACAACUCGAGUCGCUUUGGCAAGUUCAUUCAGGUGAACUACCAGGAGAGCGGAACUGUGAGAGGAGCAUAUGUGGAGAAAUACCUGCUGGAGAAGUCGAGGCUGGUGUAUCAGGAGCACAAUGAGCGAAACUACCACGUGUUUUACUACCUGCUGGCAGGAGCAAGUGAAGAAGAGAGGGAGGCCUUCCACCUCAUGAAGCCUGAAGAAUACCAUUACCUCAGUCAGAUGACAAAGUCAACCAACCAACUGCACUGGGACAGUUACUGUGAGAGUGAAGGGGACUGCUUCACAGUCGAAGGAGAAGACCUGAAGCAUGACUUCGAGAGGCUUCAGCUGGCCAUGGAGAUGGUGGGCUUUCUUCCUUCCACGCGCAAAAAGAUCUUCUGCCUGCUGUCGGCCAUCCUUCACCUGGGCAACAUCCGCUACAAGAAGAAGACCUACAGGGACGACUCGAUCGACAUCUGUAACCCCGAGAUGCUGCCUGUCGUCUCCGAACUGCUGGAGGUCAAAGAAGAGAUGCUGUUUGAAGCUCUGACAACGCGGAAGACAAUCACCGUCGGAGAGAAGCUGAUCGUUCCUUACAAACUUUCCGAGGCUGGUACGGUGCGAGACUCUAUGGCGAAGUCCCUCUACAGUGCUCUGUUUGACUGGAUCGUCUUCAGGAUCAACCACGCUCUGCUCAACAUCAAGGACCUGGAGGAGACCACCAAGAUCUUGUCCAUCGGAGUGCUCGACAUUUUUGGGUUUGAGGAUUACGAGAACAACAGCUUCGAGCAGUUCUGCAUCAACUUCGCCAACGAGCGUCUCCAGCACUACUUCAACCAGCACAUCUUCAAGCUCGAACAAGAGGAAUACAGGGUAGAGGGCAUCAGCUGGCACAACAUCGACUACAUCGACAAUACGGGCUGCAUCAACCUGAUCAGCAAGAAGCCCACAGCUCUGUUCCACCUCCUGGAUGAAGAGUGCAAUUUCCCUCAAGCCACCAACCAGACGUUGUUGGAUAAAUUCAAGCGGCAGCAUGAGGGGAACAGCUACAUCGAGUUCCCUGCUGUCAUGGAGCCCGCCUUCAUCAUCCGACACUAUGCCGGCAAGGUCAAGUACGGAGUCAAGGACUUCAGGGAGAAGAACACAGACCACAUGCGUCCGGACAUCGUAGCUUUAUUGAAGAGCAGCAAGAACGCCUUCAUCUGCGGGCUGAUGGGCAUCGACCCGUCGGCCACGUUCCGCUGGGCGGUACUGCGAGCCUACUUCAGGGCCCUGGUGGCUUUCAGAGAGGCUGGGAAGAGACACACGCAGAAGAAGACCGGGCAUGAUGACGCUGCUCCCUGUGCAGUUUUGAAAAGUGUGGAUAGUUUUAGCUUUCUGCAGCACCCUGUGCAUCAGAGAAGCUUAGAGAUCCUUCAGAGAUGCAAAGAGGAGAAGCACACUCCUGAAGAGAGUGAAAAUGUUGUACAAAGUGAUGAAACAGAAAACGGCGUGCCCAGAAAGAGUCCACGUACGCCGCUGUCAGACCUUCAAGGAAGCAACACCAUCAACGAGAAAUCCCCACGGAGUUCUCCGGGCCUCGGCUGGAACGGGCGUGUGGGUCGACUGAGGUCAUCCAGCAGCUCCACCACAGAAGAAGACGGCGUCUUCGUCAACUCUGCCAGCAGCAAACUCCUCGAGAGAGCCCACGACAUCCUCAUGAGGAACAAAAACUACAAAUCUAAGCCGGUUCUUCCGAAGCAUUUACUGAACGUCAAGUCGCUGAAGUACCUCAGCAACCUGACGCUUCACGACCGCAUCACCAAGUCGCUGCUUCACCUCCACAAGAAGAAGAAACCACCCAGCAUCAGCGCACAGUUCCAGGCCUCCCUCAAUAUGCUGAUGGAGACUCUGGGUCAGUCUGAGCCGUAUUUUGUCAAGUGUAUCCGUUCCAAUGCAGACAAGCUGCCCUUAAGGUUUCAUGAUAACCUGGUGCUGAGGCAGCUGCGUUACACAGGUAUGCUGGAGACUGUGCGCAUCCGACAGUCGGGCUACAACAUCAAGUACAGCUUCAAGGAUUUUGUCCAUCACUUCAGUGUGCUGCUCCCAGAGUGCACCAGUGCCACCAGAGACGGCAUCCAGCAGAGUCUGGACCAGCUAGACCUCGAACCAGAUGGGUACCAAGUGGGAAAGACAAUGGUGUUCUUCCGGGAGGCUGAGCGUCAGCGGCUGCAGGCCGUUCUCCAUGCCGAAGUCCUCAGACGCAUCGUCGCGCUGCAGCAGCGGUUCCGAGCCCUGCUGGAGAGAAAGCAGUUUGUCAGAAUGAGAGAAGCAGCGAUCUGCAUCCAGAAAUGGUGGCGUUUGUACCGGCCCAUAGACGAGGAGGAGGAUUAUAGCCCUCAUGUCCAGGAGGGGGCAGCAUUGUGUCUGCAGACACAGUGGCGAGGUUACAGGGAGCGCCACAGGUUCAGGCUGUGGAGGGAGGCUGCUCUGGUGCUGCAGAGGGCGUGGAGGUUAUGGCUCUACCGGCGCUGCACAGCAGCUCUGGUCAUUCAGACGGCCUGGCGCUGUCAUCAAGCCAGAGACACCUACUUGCGUCUGUACGGCGCUGUGGUACAACUACAGGCAAUUAGCAGAGGCUACCUGGCCAGGCAGAGCUUCAAACAGCUGAGAGAACAGAGACUGAGGGAGGAGAAGGAGCAGCAGCAGGAGAAGCUGCUUCAACUACAGAAUGGCCAGGUGAGUCUCUCGCCAGGAGCAGAAGAGGAGCCUCCUGAGAGGAUCAUGGGGUUGGACCUCAGCACGUGGGAGGAUCGCUCCUACGAGCAGCGAGAAAGGAGCCUCCAAAUCCUGAGCAGCCAUGAGGGCUCCGUCGGAGAGGAAGGAGAAGGAAGAGAACAUGCUCGGACGAGAGAGGGCCCCUCUAAAGCGCAAACUGAAGCAUCGGACUCGAUCCAGACAUCCACCGUGGUGGUGCGAGAGAGGUCCAGAACUUUAGACGAGCCCAGCCAGAAAACCACUCGGGCCAAGAGAGAGAGCCGGCGGAUGAGAGAGUUGGAGCAGGCCAAGUUCAGCCUGGAGCUCCUCAAGGUCCGGGCGACCAGCGGUGGAGCCUCAUCCCCGUCCGAGGAACGCCGCUGGUCUGUAGAGCUGGUGGCCCCGGCGACGCCACCUCUUCGUUCACCCCAGGGCACUCCCGACAGCCAGAGCUCCAAAGGCAGCUUCGAGCUUCUCAGCAUGGAAGACGAGGCCCCCAAGGCCGUGGAAGAGGUGACAGACAGUGAGGACCUCUGCUUCCCUGUUGCUUCAGCAGCUCCAGCACCUGAGCCCAAUGUGGAGGUUGUUUCAUCGAGCCCGAGGCCACUCGAACCGCACAGGACAGAUGCAGUUGCCCACCAAGGCAGACAUCGCCAGACCAAAAUGGAUCCGGCAGCCCCCUCUGCCCCCACACAUCCGCCCAAAAUGGAGAACUACCUCCCUACCUUUUACGUCCCUGCUAGUGAGGGCAGCACAGCCGUCUCCCGUCAUCCUGCUGAAAAGCCCAAACAAAACACGGAGGCGGCCGUCUCCACCACCACUGUCACCAAGCUUCUCAAAGAGAGGCGGGAGUCAUCGCGGCGACCAGUUGUGGUGGUCAUCAGCAUGCAGAAAGAAACACCACUAAGCCAAGAGCUGAGUGAUAUUGUCCGUCCCCCUGCAGUGGUUCGGGACUCCAAGGCUCAGACGGGGGCGAAACCAGACCCGGCUCUCGUCCCUGUUUCCACCUCUGGCCCUCAGGCCGACCAGGCGGUCAUCGAGAAGCUGGUGCGACUGAACGAGGAGAAGGAGGUGAGGCAGCGUAAUCAGCAGCAGCAGAACGAGAAGGAGAUGAUGGAGCAGAUCAGACAGCAGAAAGAAGCGCUGGAGCAGCAGCGUCUUUACUUCGCUCAGUACGAGAGAGACAUGUUUGAAAAACAAAGAGGAGAAGCGCUGCACAGGAUACAGCAGAGUCGACAGGGUGGACAAGAUGUUGGUGGCGCCGCAACCUCCAGGGAGCGCCGUAGACCCAGCUCCCUGCUGAUCGAGAGAACACCAGAGCUCGCUCCUCCUGCCAGAACACAGUCGGACUCCACGGCCCCAUCAGUGCACUCUCCCCCGGGUGUGGACAUCCAGAGCACCGCCCCUCACCCGCACCUGCCCCCUCCACCUGCUUCUGUUCCCAGAGAAAGACGCAAGGAGAGCAGGCUCGUUGCUGAGGGCUGGGCGCCCAAACUCACGCUGGAGUCCAAAGAUGGAGGAGGAACCAGAGCGAGAACAGCGAACAAGAAGACACCAAGUGACCAAGGCACCACAGUUAGUUUGAAGGACAAGCCAAACAUCUUCUUCUCUCCAAAGGACAAAGUCACAUUUACAAACAGGUUUGACAGGGAAGGUCCUUCUAGAGAAACGCCUGCAGCCGUUCCCAGAGAAGCACCGUCACCCGUCGUCAAGCCCUCUAAAGGGGCAAAAACUCGGGAUGUUGGCAGAGCGGGCCAAAAAAAGAAAGCUAGAAUGGCACGCACCCGCUCCGACUUCCUCACCCGCGCCCCCACCCUCUCAGUUGGGGGCGAUUCAGACGAGGACUAUGACGACGACAGCAGCAGCCCCCGUCAUUACAGUCUGCCGCUCGCCAAACAGAGCUCCACGGAGACGGGCUUGAGAGAGUCCUGUUUCAGUGACUCUGACAUGCCUGCCAGCUCUAAGGAGCAAAAGAAGAUACAGAAAACCAUGUCUUCAGGAGAUUUGAUCAAAGAGGACUCCAUGCGUAAGAACUCUCAAGAUGGAAGUUUGAACAGGGGUCGUAGGAUGCGUUUCUGGGGCAAGACAAAGUAUGGGGAUAAGAAGACAUCCAGAGAAAAGCUGAUCUGCGGGGCUGAUUCCCCGGAUGGAGACUAUGGGGACACUGGGCCAUUGCUGGGAGAAGCAGGUCAAGAGAACAUGUCGCCCCCCUGCAGUCCUGACCUGAUUUUGGAUCGAGUGUUCAGAGACUUGAAGGAGAACAAGGAGCCGUCUCCCAAGGUGAAGCGGCGGCGCAGCGUUAAGAUCAGCAGCGUGGCUCUGGAGCCUGCUCAGUGGCAGAACGACGCGCUGCAGAUCCUCAACUGCGCCAACGACUACAGGAGCAUGAAUGACUUCCUCAUGAAGAAGAUCAACGACUUGGACACUGAGGACAGUAAGAAGGACACCAUGGUGGACGUCGUGUUUAAAAAGGCUUUGAAGGAAUUCCGUCAGAACAUCUUCAACUCUUACUCCACAGCGCUUGCGAUGGAUGAUGGUAAGAGUAUCCGCUACAAAGACCUCUACGCUCUGUUUGAGGACAUCUUGGAGAAGACCAUGCGACAGGAGCAGAGGGACUGGAGAGAGUCUCCUGUCACGGUGUGGGUCAACACCUUUAAGGUUUUCCUGGAUGAGUUCAUGACCGAGUACAAGCCUCUGGACAGCACACCCAGCAAGCAGGUACCUAAACCUGAACGCAAAAAACGGAGGAAAAAGGACACAGACAUUGUGGAGGAACAUAACGGCCACAUCUUCAAGUCCACCCAGUACAGCAUCCCCACAUACUGUGAAUACUGCUCAUCGCUCAUCUGGAUGAUGGACCGUGCCUGUGUGUGCAAACUGUGCCGGUACGCCUGCCACAGAAAGUGCUGCCAGAAGACGACCACCAAAUGCAGCAAGAAGUUUGAUCCAGAGCUUUCCUCCAGACAGUUCGGAGUGGAGGUUUCUCGUCUGACUAAUGACGAGAGGGCUGUGCCCCUGGUAGUGGAGAAGCUCAUUAACUUCAUUGAGAUGCAUGGGCUCUACACUGAAGGAAUAUACAGGAAACCUGGCUCCACUAACAAAAUUAAGGAACUUAAGCAAGGACUCGACACAGAUGUUGACAGCAUGAAUCUGGACGACUACAACAUCCACGUUAUCGCGAGUGCUUUCAAGCAGUGGCUGAGAGACCUGCCUAAUCCUCUGAUGACAUUCGAGCUGUAUGAGGAGUUUAUACGUACCAUGGCUUUGCAGGAUAAAAAGGAAACGAUCAGAGCGGUGUAUUCAGUUGUUGACCAGCUAAGCAGAACUCACCUAAGCACUCUUGAACGCCUCAUAUUUCAUCUUGUCAGGAUCGCCUUACAAGAGGAGACAAACCGUAUGUCAGCCAACGCCUUGGCUAUAGUUUUUGCUCCCUGUAUCCUGCGCUGUCCAGACACCAUUGAUCCACUGCAGAGUGUCCAGGACAUCGGCAAGACGACUGCGUGUGUAGAACUUAUCAUUUGUGAACAGAUGAAUAAGUACAAAGUUCGACUAAAGGACAUCAGCAGCCUGGAAUUUGCAGAGAAUAAGGCCAAGUGCAGACUGACCCUCAUUCGACGGUCGAUGAAACCCGUACUAAUAGCUGUUAGAUUUAUGAGCAUAGCGCUCACUGUGCAGACAAAUGCAGCUAAAAAGGGAAAAGGCCAUGUGCAGCGACUGAGCUACCACACGCCCUCGCCUCCGGUUAGUCCGCGGCUCCCAUCUGUGGCUGAACCCGUGAUAGAAAACACUGGCAGCGAAGGAGGAGAGGACUCAUUUUCCAAAAUUUCAGAGCACCAGCAGGCGGCCAUGCAGCAGGAAGAGAAAGUGCUGACAGAGCAAAUUGAAAGCCUGCAGAAAGAGAAAGAGGAGUUGACUUUUGAGAUAUUGACUCUGGAGCCACGAGCAUCGGAUGAUGAGACCCUUGAGUCGGAGGCUUCUAUUGGUACAGCCGACAGCUCUGAAAACCUCAAUGUGGACUCUGAGGGAACCAUUUCUGACUUCUCUGAGAGAGGUCCAGUAUUGACUUCCCCCUGGCCUCGGAGGUCUGACAUGACAAGCCCUCGACGCCGUGCUCUCCGCCGGCAGCCUGACUCCCUGGACUCUGUGGACUCUUGCUCCAGUGUUUCCUCCUACUCUUCCUCAUCACACUUCCACCCAUCGCCCUCUUCGUCCUCUGCCAGCACCCGGCGUUUUCGUUUCCACUCCAAGUCUUCCACCGUAGGCUCGGGUCCGGCCCAGGCUCUGAAUGUAUCUCAAGCCUCCCGAUCCGACAGCAUAGACAGUAGCCCUACAGCAGAUCAGGAAGGAGCAUAUGACGAAAGACCCCAGUUUACAAGCAGAGGCACCUUCAAUCCAGAAAAGGGCAAACAGAAACUUAAAGGGGCCAAGCACUCAACCCUGAGGCACUCCAGAGAAGGCAGUGGCCACGGCAGGGACCCUCCAGACAUACCACAGCAGCUGGUAUUGUAUGGCAGUAAUGAAUUCAUGGUAUGAAGGACACUGGGGCACCAAAGCACUCCCUAUCCAACUCCCUGGCAGGCGUAUACAUUCUCAAUGGGAAGUAACUUAAUGACCGAUCUCUGCUCCUCAAAGCACUCUUGCUUAGCCUUUCUUGAAGUCUGCAAAAAAGUGUCCCCAAGUGCCGUGUACAGUGUUGCCACCUCCAGAGGGGGGAGAUCAGUGGAAAGGCUCCUCUUCGGUAGACUAAACUGCCACCCAUGCUCUCUACAGUGCCUCGGCAGCUCUUUACUCGGCGCCAAGAGGAGACG